Messenger RNA from Naegleria gruberi, 1101 nucleotides. RefSeq lists its product as uncharacterized. The annotation marks the transcript as partial. The record is from RefSeq and is a predicted model, not a curated record. NCBI's taxonomy places the organism in Eukaryota, Heterolobosea, Eutetramitea, Acrasida, Naegleriidae. Gene Ontology annotation, biological process: regulation of cellular response to heat. The transcript is spliced from 2 exons.
GAAGAAGAAGAAAAGACAACUCCUACUGAAACCAAGGAGGAAGAAGAAGAAGUAGAAGUGUACAAAAAGAAGACAAGUACUGGUUCUAGAAAGGGCAUCCGUAAGGCUGUUGCUCCUCUCUCUUCCGAAGAAAAGAAGGAAAAGGAAAUCAAGGCACGCAAAGAAUCAGUAGAAGCCAGAAAGAAGAGAAAGGUUGAAAAGACCGUAAAGAAGAAGCACAGUGUUGUUGAAAUUGAAAAUUUAUGGCAAGGAUGGAAGGAAGUUUUCCUCGUUGGUACUGAGUGGAAUUGUUAUGAUUUAGUUUAUAAUGUGGAUUGGGAUUUUGAACAUCUUCAUGAUUUUUUAUUCUAUGAUGAGGAUAGUGCAACAAUUAGAAAACAAUGUUUUGUCUUUGGAUGUACUGAACCACAACUUAUUGAUAAUGAAAUGGUCUACAUUCCAGCUCUUGUUGCCGUUGUUAGUGAUCUUGCUCCACCAACCACUAUCGGUAUUAAAUCCGUUCAAAUGGUAAAUGAAGAAAUUGUGGAUAUGAAGAAGCUUAAAAUGUCUUGGGUUCCAUUCAUUCCAAGAGAAGAUAAGAGUCAAAAUAUUGGACAAUCCAAUAUUCCAAAAGUCUUUGCUUUGCAUUGCAACUUGAGAAGAAAUUUGCUUUCCAAGAUGAAGGAAGAAGAUGUCAGAAAGUAUGAAUACUGUCUGCCAUAUUGUUUCAGACCAAAUCGUGUAGUUGAAGAAAUCAAGAAAGAUAAUGAAGGAGCUAUUGAACUCUUAUACGUUCUUGACAAGUCUGGUAGUGUUCAAUUCAGUUUUGAUCCAAAAGAAGAUGACAUUGAUACAAUUAUUGAAGAAGUUUGUGAAGACAAUGAUUUGGAUGCUGAUGUUUACAGUGCAAAAUUAAAGACCUUCAUUAAGGAUGAAGUCAAGAAACACAAGGAAACUGUCCAAAAGAAAGUCGAAGCCAAGGAAGAGGAAAUCAGCAAAUUGAGCGAAGAGCAAAGAAAAUCUUUGAAUGAAAUGAAGGUCUACAAAUUCUAUCCAAAGAAUACCAAACCAGAUUUGUCAUCAUUCAAGGUUGCCUAUGUUAAUAGAUAUUACGGAAAGGCU